Messenger RNA from Tilletiopsis washingtonensis, 975 nucleotides. RefSeq lists its product as hypothetical. Lineage: Eukaryota; Fungi; Basidiomycota; Exobasidiomycetes; Entylomatales. Gene Ontology annotation, biological process: canonical NF-kappaB signal transduction. The transcript has 2 exons. The record is from RefSeq and is a predicted model, not a curated record. Bases 1 to 975 code for a protein of 324 amino acids.
AUGCCCGAGCCGGCCCGCCGCAGCGCCUCGCCGCGCCGGCACCGCUCGCGCUCGCCGUCGCGCUCGGCCGCUGCGCACGACAGCGACGACGCCUCCACUUCCGAGGAGCGCCGGCAACGUCGCGCCCGCCGGCGGGCGCGCCGCGAGGCCCGCGAGGCACGCCACGCCGCCGAGAAGGAGGAGCGCCGGGCGCGGCGGCGCAGAGACGCAGCCGCGGCGGCUGAGCAGCCGAGCCGCCUGCCCGAUGCGCGCGGCUUCGGCGCCAACCUCUUCGCCGCCGAGCGCGCCGAGCGCGCGCGGCACGAGGAGCGCGAGUGGGCCGCCAAGCUCGGCGACCUGCUCGAGGAGGACGAGUGGGGCUGCGGGCUCGGCGCCGGCGAGGAGUAUGUGCCGCACCGCUGGGGCGGCAUGCGCGCCAUGGAGGAGGAGGACUACGCCGAGCACAUGCGCCGCGGCAUGCAUCGCCGCAAGGCUGGCCCUGCUCCGAACACUGGCAGUGCUGCCGGCACGUCGUCCUCGGCACACACCUCGGCCGGCGGUUCUGCAAAGCCAUCGCGGCCUGUGCGUGGGCCAGCGCCUGCGCCGCGCUCCACUGGGCCGUCGGCGCAGGAGCUCGCGCUGGCCUCGGCGCAUGAGGCGUACUCUGCGCGCUGGACGGCAUUGCUCGACGCGAGCAAGUCGGGUGCCCUUCGACACGCCGACAUCGCCUGGCCGGUGCCGCCGACGGGCCUUGGACCGCCCGAUCUCUCCAUCGCGGCGCUGCGCACCUUUCUCGUCUCGCCGCUGCCGGCGCCGCACCCAGAGCCGGCGGAGCGGCUACGCACGGCGCUGCGCCGCUUCCACCCCGACCGCUUCUUCUCGGCGGCCUUUUGGAAGCGCGUGGAGGAUGAGGCGGAGAAGAAGCGCAUCGAGGAGGAUGUGCUGCGCGUGGCGCAAGGCUUGAGCCAGCUUGUCGCUGAGCGUCGAGAUCCAUGA